This is a messenger RNA of Chrysoperla carnea, 1395 nucleotides long. RefSeq names its product zinc finger protein 600-like. Bases 1 to 1395 code for a protein of 464 amino acids. The record is from RefSeq and is a predicted model, not a curated record. Lineage: Eukaryota; Metazoa; Arthropoda; Insecta; Neuroptera; Chrysopidae. The transcript is spliced from 6 exons.
AUGGAAGAAAAUCAUUCAAUGCCACUUGUUUUAAUUAAAGAAGAAAUCGACCUGGAAGAUGUUAUAAUUAAAGAAGAAAAUGUUGUCAUGGAACACAUUAAUGAAAAUGAACAGUUGCAAUCAAGUUUGAAUUUACAUAUCAAAGCAAUUCAUUUUGACGAAAAGCCAUUUUCUUGUGAAAUAUGUGAUAAACGAUUUAUAACACGUCAAAAUUUAAUAACACAUCAACGAACUCAUACUAGAGAAAAACCAUUUUCAUGUGAAAUUUGUGGUAAUAAGUUUUCUCAUCAGAGUAGUUUAGUGAGACAUAAAAGAAUUCACAUUCGAGAGAAUCUUGCCCAUGAAGUAUUUGAAGAAAAAAUCGAUUUGAUUAAAGAAGAAAUAAUUGACGUUGAUGAAUCAUCUGUACUUGACUUCGAUCAUGAAAAACUUGAAGAAAAUUUGAUGAAAAAUGAAGUUAUUGCAGUCGAGAAUGAACAAAUUAAUGAAGAAAUAAAUUUGGAUCAAAUAUUGAUUAAGGAGGAAAUAUUAGCCGAAAAUAAUAUAGUGCAACAUGAAUUAAUUUCAGAUCAAGAUGAAACCGAUAAAUUGGACCAUAAAUUAAAAUUGGAAACUGAAAAUGCUUUAAAAUCUCAACAAAACAAACCGUAUUCAUGUGAUUUUUGUGAUAAGAGAUUUAAACAUCGAGUAAAUUUAUCAAUUCAUAAACGAUUACAUUCAGGAAAACGACCUUUUUCACUAACUUUAGAUGCACAUAAAGCAAUUCACAGGGGAGAAAGAAAUUAUUCAUGUGAUAUGUGUGGUAAACGAUAUUUUCAUUAUGAUAGUUUAACUGUUCAUAAACGGAUUCACGGGGUGGAAAGAUCAUAUCCUUGUGAAAUUUGUGAUAAGAGAUUUAUUAGACGUCAAGAUAGUAGUUUAGUGAGACAUAAAAAAAUUCACAUCCAAGAUAAUUUAGCGCAACAUAAACUCAUUUCAUAUCAAGAUGAAAUCGAUAAAUUGCAACAUAAAAGCUGUAAAUUUGAAGAAAACUUGACGGAAAACGAAAUUAAUGCAGUAGAAAAUGUACAAAUUAAAGAAGAAAUCAAUUUGGAUCAAAUAUUGAUUAAGGAGGAAAUAUUAGAAGGAAAUAAUAUAGUGCAACAUGAACUCAUUUCAGAUCAAGAUGAAAUCGAUAAAUUGGAACAUAAAAGUAAUCAAAAUGAAACCGUUAAAUUGGACCAUAAAUUAAAAUUAGAAGCUAAAAAUGCUUUAAAAUCUCAACAAAACAAACCAUAUUCAUGUGAGUUUUGUGAUAAGAGAUUUAAACGUCGAGUAAAUUUAUCAAUUCAUAAACGAUUACAUUCUGGAAAACGACCUUUUUCUCGUAAUUUAUGCAAUAAAUUGUUAUUGUAG